CUCUCUUCUUCAAACACUUAAUAAAACAGAAGAGGACGGUAACAGAGAAUGGGAAGAAUCUGUGGACACGGGAGGUUUACCUGACGUUGGGAACAGCAUCUGAUCUGGCGAUGGGUGAGCAGGAGAAUCCACUGGACAGAGACCACUGUCUGUCUGUGGUUCUGCCAGGGGGGAUGGAGAAAAACGCCACAGUGCAUGGAAGUAAACCAGUGAUGGACUUACUGGUGACCCUCUGUGCGAGUUACCAUCUGAAUCCGUCUGACUACACUGUUGAGUUUCUCUCGCCUAACAAGAACAACAUCAGCUUCAAACCCAACUCUCCUAUUGGCUCCCUGGAAGCGGAGAAGAUUGUGCUGAAGCCCAGAGUGGUGGAGGAAAAGAUCAGGAGGCCAUACAUGCCUGAGGCAUCUGUUCGUCUGUUGAUAAACUACAAUAAGUCCCAUAAGACGGUGGUGCGAGUCAAUCCAAGAGUGGCCCUUGAGAUGCUGCUGCCAGCGGUGUGUGACAAGUGUGAGUUUCAAGUGGAGACCACCAUAUUACUGAAAGACUCUUAUUCUGAAGAGCCUCUGGACCUGAGCAAGACCUUAAAUGAGCACGGACUGAGGGAAGUGUUUGCCAAAGACACAGCCGCUAAGGAGCCUGAGCCCCAAGAAGCAGCUGUCACUCAAACAGAGGUCAUCACACCACCUCCACUACAAGACCUGCCAAAGCAGGAGAAGAAACAGAAGGACAACACAGGAUUCCUCAGCCUAUUCAGAAAGAAGAAGAACAAAGCUGCAAUGGACGGGGAAAGGAGUGCCCCAGCUUCUCCUGCUCCCAAAAAACAAGUGGGAGACAAUGUGCGGGUACUUUCCUCCUCGAACACCCUGCCAUUGGAGAUGCCCAAGAAGAGACGGGCCCCUCAGCCGCCCAUCGGGGCCUCACAGAGCGUCCCCAACAACCUCGGGAACUGUCAUGUCGGAGAGUCACAGAGGUCAGCAGAUUCCACCUUAAGGAGCACCAAGAGGAGGGCCCCACCCCCACCCUGUGUUAACACCCACCAGGAGGUCAAAGCGUCCGUAGACUCCCUGACAGAGGAUCUGAGAGAAAGUGACGAGUCAGAAUCUGUAUCACUGCCCUCGUCUUCAUCACCAUCACCAUCCCAUCCACGUUCCUCUUCAUCCUUCUUACGUUCAUCCUCACCCUCCUCCCGUUCAUUUGCUCAUCUCUAUGAAGUGGCUGACCCGUAUCUGCCUUCGUUUCGGGGCAAAGACCUCUCUGACGCCCGCUCUGCUCUUGCCAAAGUCCUGAUGUCCUCCAUGUCCAAAGGAGCGCUGGUCAGGCGUGUGAGGAACUCUGCCUCCUUCCCAAAGCUCUACAACGACGACUCCUUAAAGUCCAUGACUCCGGGGCGUUCGGUUAACGGGGGGUUCUGCGUAGAAUCUGUUCUAGAACACAAACUCCCAACUGAGUGGCAGGAUCCCGCACAUAGGAAGGGAAUGACCACGUUUAAAGUGGUUCCCUCUGGGAAGUCCUACGAUCCUGAACUCACCACAGAGCAGGGAACCGUAGAAGAUCACCCUGAGAGUGAAGGUUCUACUGCUGAGCCUGAAGAGGAUCCACCAGGGACUGAAACACCUUUACAGCACCCAGUACCUCCUGAGAAAUCUCUGCAGUGUCCAAAGCCUCCUGAAAAGCCUUUGCGUAGUCCAGAACUUUCUGAAUCACCCUUGCAGAUUCAAGACUCUUGUGGAAAACCAGUGCGGAGUCAAGAACCGUCUAAAACACCUUGCCGGAGUCCAGAACCUCCUGAAAAACCUUUGCGUAGUCCAGACCUUUCUCAAAAAACAAUACUGGUUCAAGAAUGUUCCGAAAAACCUUUGGGUAGUCCAGAACCUUCUGAAACGCCUCUGCAGAGUCCAAAAACCCCUGAAAAACCUUCUGGUAGUCCAGAACCUUCUGAAACGGCUUUGCAGAGUCCAAAAACCCCUGAAAAACCUUCUGGUAGUCCAGAACCUUCUGAAACGGCUUUGCAGAGUCCAAAAACCCCUGAAAAACCUUCUGGUAGUCCAGAACCUUCUGAAACGGCUUUGCAGAGUCCAAAAACCCCUGAAAAACCUUCUGGUAGUCCAGAACCUUCUGAAACGCCUCUGCAGAGUCCAAAAACCCCUGAAAAACCUUCUGGUAGUCCAGAACCUUCUGAAACGCCUCUGCAGAGUCCAAAAACCCCUGAAAAACCUUCUGGUAGUCCAGAACCUUCCGAAACGGCUUUGCAGAGUCCAGGCUCUUCAAAAACACACUUGCAGAGUCCAGAAACUUGUGAAAAACCCCUGCAGAGUCCAAAACCCCCUGAAAAACCUUUGGGUAGUCCAGAACCUUUUGAAAAACCUUUGGGUAGUCCAGAACUUUCUGAAAAACCUUUGCAGAUUCAACAGUCUUCCGAAAAAACUCUGCAGAGUCCAGAACCUUCCGAACCACCCUUGGGAAGUCCAGAACAGUUUGAAACACCUUUCCAGAGUGCAGAACCUUCUGAACUUCCGCGUGACGGUCAGAUCAUCUUGGAGGAUCAAAGCCACAAUGAAGAGUCUGAGAGUAAAGACGUAAACCAUUGUGGUUCACUCGCUGAAGUGAAGCAGGAAGUGGUUCAAGAAGAGGAAGAAACCGAGGACUGUUUCCCUCCCCCUCCUCCACCCGUCUACUUUGAAGAAACCAUAGAGGAGAAAGAAGAUGCUUCCUCUCUGUCUUCUUCUCAGCAACCAAGUCCUACCUCCAACGGGAUUCAUCAGAAGGAGUCUUCCAGAAAACCUGCUAACCCAGCCCCCUCCAGGUUUGCAGAGGCCGUAGCGCUGCGCGUGCAGAGGUCCCAUCUCAGGAGCACAGGGAAGGGUUUAGGCGCUCAGGUCCAGAGCAGACCACUCGGUACACCUCCAUCACCCCCCAGGUCCCCCUACCAAAAUGGUGCCUGACUGUCCCUGGAUCAUUUCUAAGUAGAUGAACAGUAUUUUUGCAUCAGUUUUAUGACAAGCAACUGACUUUUUUUGUAUUCUUGUAUUUUUUAGUUCAAAGAGACGUUGCCGUCUCAUUUAGUUGGACUUUAGAUUAUGUUGAACAUAAAUAUUUUGUCCACACAGCCAAAUGUACAGGAUAGAGACAACGUCCUGUUUUUUCUUUACUUCCUUUUGAAUUUUUAUUGAAGAUGUGCCAAGGCGGAUGCAAAGCUGACGUGAGAGUUUUUGUUUGUGUAAAACAAAUGAAUGUGCAAUAAUAGGUUUAUUUUAUUUCUGUGCCAGAGUUAGUUUUCCUCUAGGUUGUAAAUGUUAUAAUUUAUAAAGAAUGCAGUACAACUGAUUUGCUGUUUGGCCAGCAGGUGGCAGUACAGUAUUAUUUAAAAAAGAAUCAAAUCUAUAGAUGAGGUUUUAUGUGAAGUCUCAGAGACACAUUUUAUUAUUUUAAGCUACAGUUAAUAUUGUUUUCUUAUGGCUCAAGAGCAUUAAUGAACUCACAUGACACAUUAUUAUAAUAUUUAUUUUUCGCAAUGCUUUGUCUGUCAAUUAUAAGGACUUUCCCAGAAUAAACCUGCAUUUAAUGA
Messenger RNA from Trematomus bernacchii (emerald rockcod), 3568 nucleotides. RefSeq names its product cordon-bleu protein-like 1. Bases 111 to 2945 code for a protein of 944 amino acids. The record is from RefSeq and is a predicted model, not a curated record. Lineage: Eukaryota; Metazoa; Chordata; Actinopteri; Perciformes; Nototheniidae. The transcript has 10 exons. Gene Ontology annotation, molecular function: actin monomer binding.